AUGAAGAUAUGGUGUGAUGUGUGCGACAAAGAAGAAGCCAUUGUGUUUUGCUGUGCAGAUGAAGCUGCUCUUUGUGGAGACUGUGAUCGUCGAGUCCACCAUGCAAACAAGCUUGCUUCCAAACACUCUCGUUUCUCUCUUCUUCACCCUUCUUUCAAACAAUCUCCCCUCUGUGAUAUCUGUCAGGUGAGACGAGCGUUUCUUUUUUGUCAAGAAGACAGGGCAAUCUUCUGUAGAGAAUGUGACCUUUCAAUUCACAGAGCCAAUGAAAAUACCCAGAAACAUAGCAGGUUCCUCCUCACUGGUGUUAAGCUCUCCUCUUCAACUUCUUCACUUCCUUUGAAUCCAACUUCGUCAUCCUCUAAUGCUGCAACCAUCGACGCCGACACUAAAAGCUCUUCAUCCCACUCUUCCAAUAGAUUCCUUUUGUCAGUUCAUAAUAAUGAAAACUUGGGUUCGCCUUCCAUUGAGAAUCAUCCAUUGGCUUCAACUUCAAGGACUUACAGGGUUGAAGAUAAUGCUUCGAUUUCAACCAGCAGUGUCUCGGAUUUCUUGAUGGAGACGUUACCGGGUUGGCAUGUGGAUGGUUUUCCCGAGCCUUCAUCUGGAGGUGUCUGUAAGGUUUACAUAUUGAAUCGAGUUUAA
Messenger RNA from Hibiscus syriacus, 645 nucleotides. Its product is annotated as B-box zinc finger protein 20-like. Gene Ontology annotation, biological process: photomorphogenesis; regulation of DNA-templated transcription. Lineage: Eukaryota; Viridiplantae; Streptophyta; Magnoliopsida; Malvales; Malvaceae. Gene Ontology annotation, cellular component: nucleus. The coding region runs from base 1 to 645 and encodes 214 amino acids. The record is from RefSeq and is a predicted model, not a curated record. Gene Ontology annotation, molecular function: zinc ion binding. The transcript is spliced from 2 exons.